CUGCCGUUAAUCUCUUCUACUACCCUAAUAACUAUUUCGACGGUGAUAAUGAAAACCCUACCAUCUUUUUUUUUUUUUUUGCCCACAUACAACUUCUCUUCUUCUUUACUCUCUUUUUCUUCUUCUACGAUUCAACUCCACAGCCACAACCCACAAUCCUUAUGCUUGAGCACCACUACCAUCACUGAUUCAACCGCUACUAGGACUACCUCCUCCUUCUUCUUCUUCUUCUUCUUCUUAGAUUCCGAUCUCUUGUUGAAUCUUUUUAGUAGAAGCCAUGGAUCCAAUAUUUCUAUUUGUUAUCUAGGGUUUCAUUUAUAAAGAUGAGCAAGAGAUCGCUUUGAUUGAUCUACAUGAGAAUUCAAAUUGAAAAACACAUUUAAUUAGCAAACCAUUUCCCAAUUUAAAGUCGUUAUUAAUCAGGUGAUGUUUCAUUGUUGUGUUUAUUUUUUCUUAUGAACUUUGUUUCAUUUCUGGGUUUUGGGUUUUCUUUUUGGAGAGGAGAGAUCUGAUUUUGAUGUUAGGUUUUAAUUUAUUUUGUUUUUGAUGUAUCAAUUGAUAGAAGACUUUCAGGUUCAGUGGCUUAAAUUUGUAUCCAUUGUUCUUAUUUUUCAAUUUUAAUUUCAGAUGCAGGAAAUCCCAUAGGUAUUUAAAUUUUUGAACCUUCUCCUUUGCGUAAGUGUUUAUUUCACUUAAUUUAGCUCCUUCUGAUUGUAGUUAUUCCAUCAUUUGUUAUUUUCUUUAAAAUUUCAAUGGACCCAUAAACCACCAAAAGUAUUAUUAGCGAGUCAAUCUGUAUGGAGAAUUUUGGUGAUUGCAUUAUUAUUAAGUGAAAUAUGUUUGACAUUCACAGCUCAGCAAAUUGUAGAGUUUUUGAUGAGAUUUAUGCGGAAGUAUAUCUACUCACCGUUGCUGAAAGCUUUGAGUUUAAGGACAGAGUUAAGAACAUUGGUGCCAGCCUUGUACAACAAGUAGCCAAUGCCACCAACAAUGUAGCUGGUGAUGCUAAGGCUUUAUCAUUCAUUACUUUGAAAUGUUUCGUUUAAGAUUGUAAUGUGAUGUUUCGAUCUAUUUGAUAUAAUAAGUAGUAUGGGGAUUUGUAUUAGUAAGGAAUGGGUACCGGAUAUGAGCUAAUUCUAAGAUGAUGGUGGUGGUGACUUGUUGUAGUAUGGGGAUGAUACUGGAGAUGGUGGUGGUGAAUUGUAUUAAGGUGGUGAUACUGGAAAUGGUGGUGGUGACUUGUAAUAGUUUUGGCUUGGUACUGGUGGUGACUUGUAGUAAGAAGUAGGUUCUAGAGAUGGAGGAAGUGGUGAUUUGUAGAUGUGGCAGGUGUAGGAGGUGGUGGUGGUGACUUGUAGUACAAUGAAGUUGGUACGACAGAUAUUAUGAGUUUUGGUAUCUUGUGACCAGGACCCGUACGUAUGUUGUAUUGACAUGUAAACUGAAUAUCUUGAUCAUUUUCUCCCUUGCUAGCUCCAUUCUGUAGGGGUAAAAGCUUUUUAUAAACAUGGAUUGUAUUCUUCUUUUAUUCCUACCCAUCUGUAGACUGUGUUAUAUGUGCAGGUUUGUUGUGACCUUCAUUACAUCAUUUGCCAAUGUCUCUGUUGGUAAUUAAGAGUAUAGUUCUGACUUUGUACCAAUUAUUGAAGGAAACUACACUAUUGCAACUCAGACGCUGAAAUGGAUGACAACAUCAGAAAAACCAGUUUACAAAUAUUGAAGGAAGCUACGCUGCUUCAUUCCUGUCAUUGUUAACAAUCUCUGUGUCAAUGCCCUUACUCUGCAGAGGAAGAUGCUGACAUCGACUUCUAACAAACUCCCCUUAACAAACUACAGUCUGAAUUUGAUCACUACAUCUUACUUCCUUUGGUUGACAAGUAAAACUUGCAUCGAGUCUGUAAUUUUUUUCAUACCACAUCUUACUUCCUUUGGUUAUGAAUAUGAAGUUGAUAUAAUGGUUUUAAUAUUUUUUUUAAUUUGUUUUUGAUGUUGCAGUUGUGUAGAAGACCUUAAGAAUCAGUUGCUUGAAUUUGUGAACAAUUUGAAGCCUUAUCCAUUGUUCUUAUGUCGGGUUUGUUUGAGCAAAGAUAAAAAGCAGGAACCUUGAACAUUCUUGAUUGGCUAAGGGCAUUGUUCGGCUUUCAGAAAGACAAUGUUAGGAAUCAUAGGGAACGGAAGCCUUGCAAAUAGUCAUAUACGGCAGGUACCCAAGCUUAAUCCCCUUAACAAGUUAUCAGGAUUGCUGAACAAGGACCCAGCAAUCAUGGAACGUCGAACUGCUUUAGAGUUAUACAGAAGUGCACAAGCAGAUAUUGAAUUAGAUAAGAAGCAAAUGGAUUCAGUUAAACAAGACACCGGAAAGAUGGGAGGCGCAGAAGUUGUUCAAUGGACUUUACUGGUAAAGCCCUAUGAUAAUUUGGUUUGGUUCAACCUGUGGGUGGUGAAGAUUGACGCAGACUGUAUGCGUAAUUAUCUGAUAUUUGAGCACUUGUUGCAAGUUCAUAUUGUUCCAACAGAGAAAGUCCAUCCUAAACUGUAAGCAAUUCUUUUGAUUUAUAUAAGUAUUAUAUGUAACAGACAUAGUUGCACCAACACAAUGUAAGAAACAACAAUAUAUAUAAGAACAUAUUUACAUA
Molecule: messenger RNA, 2636 nt
Organism: Papaver somniferum (opium poppy)
Lineage: Eukaryota; Viridiplantae; Streptophyta; Magnoliopsida; Ranunculales; Papaveraceae
Exons: 6
Coding region: 2153-2539 (128 amino acids)
Source: RefSeq, a predicted model, not a curated record